Molecule: messenger RNA, 1200 nt
Organism: Aspergillus pseudotamarii
Lineage: Eukaryota; Fungi; Ascomycota; Eurotiomycetes; Eurotiales; Aspergillaceae
Exons: 5
Coding region: 1-1200 (399 amino acids)
Source: RefSeq, a predicted model, not a curated record
AUGGCCAAUACCAUGGGUGCUGAUUAUAAUCUUGGCAAACACCACCCGGUCAAAAUUGAAAGUCUUCCAAUCUCAACUCGAGAAAACCAGGACGAUAGAGAGGACAGCUAUCGCAACCUUUCCACGCCAAUUUCUACAGAGAUAGACGCAAAUCUAGUAUACAGCAUCUAUAAACUCUUCAAGGACGUGGAGUCCCCGGAGUUCGACAGUCUAUGGCAAGAAAGCCCCGGCAAGGCAUUAAGCCCGUCUGCCAAGCAGGCAGCGUCCACAUAUAGACGAACUCUCUGCCUCGGAUUAAAAGCGUUAUUGGGGCAAGUCACAAUUUCCAAUAGCCAAGACUCCAUUAACCGGACCAAUUCGUACUGGAUCAGAUGCUCUUCCGACGUAAGCAAAACAAAACUGCAACGAUUUGGCCCGGGGUUCAUUGCUGCAGCGUAUAAGGGCAACUCCGACAUUAUAUCAGAUCAUUUCCAAGGAGAUCGGCCGAAAGUGCCCCACGUCGAUAACAAACAGAGCUUCUACCGCAAUGCGCGAAAUAUGAACCUGGGUGCUUUCUUCUAUCCUUCCUCUAGCCCCUUGGCGAUUGGGGCCUUUGAAUCAGGGAUAGCGGCUGUCAAAGCGGCGUUAGUUUCUGGGGUUGCCAUUCGUGAUGACCAUGCUGCGUUCUCGAUUGAAGAUUACGAGAUUCGGCUGCGUAUAGUUGGGGUGUCCCUUGGGUGUGCGUAUGAAUUCGGUGGGCAAUUGGUUAAUGCAAUAAAUGAUGGGAGUAUGUUGCAAUGUGUUCGGACUGGGGACCAACUUACUCUUGAGGCUGCUUUGGCGUGGAGAGUUAUCAGUGGUUGUACGUCACCUAACAGUGGGUAUAUAAUCGGUAAGGAAGACUGGAGGUCUGAUGUAGCGGCUGGUAACCAUGAAAAUGGAGUUUCGGCAGCAUAUGGACCGGGUAUCAAAGACCCGUUUCACGCUUAUUUGGAGGCUAUAUUGAAGCGAGCGGAGUCUAAUCCGAGAUCUGGUGGGUAUACGAUUGCGGCCAUUGUGCUUAUGCACUUUACAGGUGUUAGAUACGGUGCAUAUGGCUAUCAUGGCACUCAUGGUGAGCCAUGCUCUGAGUGUGUUCAGAUUCUGCAAAACGUGACAAUGGAAAGUCUCGGCUGGUUUCAGCAUCUUGUGUCUACAGGAGAAAUUCGAAUUUUUGAUUGA